Molecule: messenger RNA, 10069 nt
Organism: Nilaparvata lugens (brown planthopper)
Lineage: Eukaryota; Metazoa; Arthropoda; Insecta; Hemiptera; Delphacidae
Gene: para
Product: sodium channel protein para
Exons: 44
Coding region: 1090-7518 (2142 amino acids)
Biological process (GO): neuronal action potential; sodium ion transmembrane transport; membrane depolarization during action potential
Cellular component (GO): voltage-gated sodium channel complex; plasma membrane
Molecular function (GO): calcium ion binding; voltage-gated sodium channel activity
Source: RefSeq, a predicted model, not a curated record
GAGUGCAGUGUGUGAGGGUGGACAAGGCGUUCAAGGCAGGACUUGUUCUAUUAAUCACACAAAAACUGUUCAUUUAACUAAAAUAAUCAACUCUCAACGUGCAAUCAGUUGACGUUAACUCAACGCAAAGGUGUGUAGUUGGAAAGGAUAGUUACAAGUUCAAAAAAAAGACUCUUGUUAACGAGGUCAAAUUUGUGUUGCUAGCGAACACCUUGCUAAAAUCAACGAAACCACUGUAUUUAUUAUCAAGUGCUUCUCACAAGUAAAAGCUUCUCUCAUUAAUAAGUAACUACUAGUUUUCAACUCAAUAUAAAAAAGUGAACUAUAAUUGUGGGGUUCCCACUUCUAGCACCCUUUUCCUUGUGGUGAACUGCAAGGUAACGUUUUAGGCCCAUUGUGUUUCUCACUAGACACAUACUAGGUCCAGUGUAAGUUCCACAAGGGGACCUGAUCGGGUUUGAACUCCUAGAGUUCCUGUAGUUUUUCCCUCAGCAAGGUUCCUUUCAAGCCUCAUUUUGCUACAAAUUUGUUCGCCGUAACUUUUGCAAAGUAGUUUAGUUGUACACGCCAAUCAUAGUGCCGUCCUUCGGUUUAGUUUUUUGUUGGUAAUUAGCUUUUGUAACCGUCCGCGUUCGUGGUGGUGUUAGUUGCUAGGCACUACCAAGGAAGCAACCAAGGAAGCGGAAGCAACCAAGACGCGUUGUACACCAAGGAGCAACGGAGCAAUUCAAUACUUGUGAGCUGUCACAUUUCGGCCAAAAACCAGAUCACAUCCCUCCCCACAAACGGAAAAAAUGCCACAUAACUCUUAUGGAUAGCUGAGGAUCUUCACGCACAAUAAGUGCGGCACUCGCAAUGGGAAUAGCAGCUGUGCUAGCCCUUGGCAGCCGUGUGUUGUGCACAUUCCCUGCACAGGUUCCCUGCACCGUUGCCCUGGGAGGAGUGGGGGUAGGCUGCUCUGGCUUAGGAGGGGAGGAGAGUUGUUGGUGGCGGGCAGAAGGGUGGCCGAGCCGAACAGCGGGUCGGACUGCUUUCGGAGACAGAGAGAGCGUAUCAGCCGCACUGUCCAGCUGCUAGCGACCGACUAUCAUGUCAGUCGUGUCGGACUCAUUCUCAGAAGAAGAACGCUCCAUUUUCCAGCCGUUCACACGCGAAUCGCUGCAAGCCAUUGAGGCGCGUAUCGCCGAAGAGCAUGCCAAACAGAAAGAACUGGAGAAGAAAAGAGCUGAGGGCGAGGAUUUUGGGCGGAAGAAAAAGAAAAAAGAAGUUCGGUAUGAGGACGAGGACGAAGAUGAAGGGCCGCAACCGGAUCCGACCCUAGAGCAGGGCGUGCCCAUCCCGGUGCGACUGCAGGGCUCCUUUCCGCCGGAGCUGUCCUCCACGCCACUCGAGGAUAUCGACGCCUUCUAUCACAACCAGAGGACGUUCGUGGUGGUUAGCAAAGGCAAGGACAUAUUUAGGUUCAGCGCAACAGACGCGAUGUGGAUUCUGGACCCGUUCAACCCGAUUCGUCGCGUCGCCAUCUACAUCCUCGUGCAUCCGCUCUUCUCCAUCUUCAUCAUCUGCACCAUUCUGUUCAACUGCAUCCUCAUGAUCAUGCCCACUACACCCACUGUCGAGUCCACCGAAGUGAUUUUCACGGGUAUCUACACGUUCGAGUCGGCCGUGAAGGUGAUGGCCAGAGGCUUCAUACUUCAGCCUUUCACGUACCUUAGAGACGCAUGGAACUGGCUUGACUUCGUAGUUAUUGCCCUCGCCUAUGUAACAAUGGGUAUAGAUUUGGGGAAUCUGGCCGCCUUGAGAACUUUCCGAGUGUUGAGAGCCUUAAAGACCGUCGCCAUUGUGCCUGGCUUGAAGACAAUCGUGGGCGCCGUGAUAGAGUCAGUGAAGAACCUGCGCGAUGUGAUAAUCCUGACGAUGUUCUCGCUGUCCGUGUUCGCACUGAUGGGUCUACAGAUCUACAUGGGUGUGCUCACACAGAAGUGCAUCAGGAACUUCCCCGAAGAUGGGUCGGCCGGCAACCUCAGCCAUGAGAACUGGCAUCGAUGGAUGAGUAACGACACCAACUGGUUUGGUGAAGACAAUAACUAUCCACUAUGUGGAAAUUCUUCUGGAGCUGGACAAUGUGAGCCGGGAUAUAUGUGCCUACAGGGAUUUGGGAAAAAUCCCAACUAUGGCUACACCAGCUUCGACACUUUCGGCUGGGCUUUCCUCUCAGCUUUUCGUCUCAUGACACAGGACUACUGGGAAAAUCUCUAUCAGCUUGUGCUGAGAUCGGCUGGACCGUGGCACAUGCUGUUCUUUAUAGUGAUUAUAUUUUUAGGCUCGUUCUACCUUGUGAACUUGAUCUUGGCCAUUGUCGCCAUGUCAUACGACGAAUUGCAGAAGAAAGCUGAAGAAGAAGAAGCGGCUGAAGAAGAAGCGUUGAGAGAAGCGGAAGAACAAGCGGCCGCUCGUGAGAAUAAGAGGCAAGCACGAGCCGCGGCGGCUCAAGCAGCGGCGCAGGCAGUCGUUGACGCGGAAAACGCGACUCUAGCCGCGGCGGCCGGAAUCGCGGCGGGCGAAGCCGCGGGUGCGGCUGAUAACGCCGCUGGAGUUGCUAAGUCCACCUCUAGUUUUUCCUGUCACAGCUACGAAUUGUUUGUUGGCCAGGAGCGACAGAAUCACGACGACAACAAUCGCGAAAAGAUGUCACUGCGAUCGACCGACUCGCUCAGCCAAUCACAGCGUCCCGCCACGGGUCCACCUGCCGGCGCCAUUGUUAGGAAAGUUAGCGCGGACAGUCAGACAGAGCCUAGCUUGAGUCUGCCCGGCUCGCCGUUCAACUUGAGGCGUGGCUCGAGGGGUUCACAUCAGUUCACGUUGCGCAAUGGCCGAUCGCGGUUCGUGGCGGCUCCUCCUGGGGGAGACCGAAAACCUCUCGUUCUGUCCACCUACCUUGACGCACAGGAGCAUUUGCCCUACGCGGAUGAUUCGAAUGCUGUGACGCCAAUGAGCGAGGAGAACGGGGCCAUUGUCGUGCCUGUCUACUACGCCAACCUCGGCAGUCGGCACUCUUCCUACACCUCGCAUGCCUCUCGCAUCAGCUACACCUCGCACGCUGACUUACUACAGGUGAUGAGUGGUGGUGGGGGUAAGGGUGGAGCGGGUGGCGGAGGUCCCCCCACCAAGGACCGCAUGCUGCGUUCACGAUCUAGUCGCAACUCCACCUCCACCAUUGUCACACAGCAGCCUCAUGCCAUGGGCACUGCCCAUCACGACAAGCACUACUCCAGGGAAUACGAUCCAUCUGACCUGGAUGAUUCAACAGUAAAAAGUAAACACCAAGAUAAUCCUUUUAUAGAGCCACAACAACAAACAGUAGUUGAUAUGAGAGAUGUAAUGGUGCUGAGUGAUAUCAUAGAUCAAGCUGCUAGGAGACACAGCAGAGCCAGCAAUCGAGGAGUGUCCAUCUACUACUUUCCGACAGAGGACGACGACGAGGGCCCGACGAUGAAGGAGAAGAUGCUGGCUCAGUGUCUGCGCAUGAUCGACAUCUUCUGCGUGUGGGACUGCUGCUGGCUGUGGUUGAAGUUCCAGGAGUAUGUGGCCCUAAUAGUGUUCGAUCCGUUCGUCGAGCUGUUCAUCACGCUCUGCAUUGUGGUCAACACGCUCUUCAUGGCACUCGAUCACCACGACAUGGACAAGAACAUGGAGAAGGCUCUCAAGAGCGGAAACUAUUUUUUCAGCGCGACAUUCGCGAUUGAAGCCAUGCUGAAGUUGAUUGCCAUGAGUCCAAAAUACUAUUUUCAAGAAGGAUGGAACAUCUUUGAUUUCAUCAUUGUUGCACUAUCGUUACUGGAACUCAGUCUGGAGGGUGUUCAGGGAUUGUCAGUGCUCCGUUCGUUCAGAUUGCUGAGAGUGUUCAAACUGGCGAAAUCGUGGCCCACGCUCAACCUGCUGAUUUCGAUCAUGGGUCGGACUGUGGGAGCUCUCGGCAACCUGACCUUUGUGCUCUGCAUCAUCAUAUUCAUCUUCGCCGUCAUGGGCAUGCAACUCUUCGGCAAGAACUAUGUCGACAACGUGGACCGGUUUCCCGAUGGAGACAUGCCGCGAUGGAACUUCACGGACUUCAUGCACUCGUUCAUGAUCGUAUUCCGGGUGCUGUGCGGAGAGUGGAUUGAGUCAAUGUGGGACUGCAUGCAUGUGGGUGACGUAUCCUGCAUUCCCUUCUUCCUAGCCACUGUCGUCAUCGGAAAUCUGGUCGUGCUAAACCUCUUUCUUGCCCUGCUCUUGUCGAACUUUGGUUCGUCAAGUCUCUCGGCGCCAACCGCCGACCAGGAGACGAACAAAAUCGCCGAGGCGUUUGAGCGCAUCGCACGCUUCAACAAGUGGGUGAAGCGCGCAAUGCUCGGACUGGUGAAGGCGGUGCGCGCCAAGCUGACCAAUCAGAUCGCUGAUCAGACACCAGGUGAGCGGCUGGCCGCAAGCUGGACACAAGGAGCUGCUACAGGAAAGGGACGAGAUCGAGACACUGACCUCGAUCUUACAACCGAUGAGAUACUGGCGGACGGGAUGGUCUACAGAGAUAAGAAAGAUCAACUUGAAGUGGCCAUAGGAGAUGGAAUGGAGUUUACGAUACCAUGUGAUUUAAAAAGUAAAAUGAGAGCGAAAGAACGUAAUUGUAUAGGUAACUCGAUAGGUAACCAUCAGGAUAAUAUCCCAUUGGACACAGACUACAUCCAUAAUAGACUGGACCAAGACAAUAUAAGUAACAAAUCGUAUGGCAGUCAUAAACAUCGACCUUUCAAAGUGGAGAGUCAUAAAGGCAGCCUAGAAAGUCUUGAUGGAGAAGAAAAGAAAGAUUCCAGCAAAGAAGACCUCGAGCAUGAGCCUGAUAUCGAAGAAGAAGAUCUAGUACUGGACGGAAAUACGGAGGACGUUCUGUUGCAAGACUACCCGGCCGACUGUUGUCCGGAUGACUGCUACAGACGCUUCCCCUUCCUAGCGGGCGACGAUGAUGCGCCCUUCUGGCAGGGUUGGGGCAAUCUGCGCCUUAAGACCUUCCAGCUCAUCGAGAACAAGUACUUCGAGACUGCCGUCAUCACUAUGAUUCUACUUAGCAGUAUGGCCUUGGCGCUGGAGGACGUCCAUUUACCUUCGAGACCCAUCCUACAAGACAUUUUAUAUUAUAUGGAUCGAAUUUUCACUGUCAUAUUCUUCCUAGAGAUGUUAAUAAAAUGGUUAGCGCUGGGUUUUGCUAAAUACUUCACUAACGCAUGGUGUUGGCUGGAUUUCAUCAUUGUAAUGCUGUCACUGAUAAACCUGUUAGCCGUUUGGAUUGGGGCGUCUUCGUUCCCAGCAUUCAGGGCAAUGCGCACCCUUAGAGCCCUUCGACCUUUGAGGGCCGUCUCUCGAUGGGAAGGGAUGAGAGUCUCGCUUAUAAACUUUGUGGCCUCUCUAUGCGGUGCGGGAGGUAUUCAAGCGUUUAAAACUAUGCGAACGUUGCGAGCCCUAAGACCGCUAAGGGCUAUGUCUAGAAUGCAGGGCAUGAGGGUUGUUGUAAACGCUUUAGUCCAAGCUAUUCCCAGUAUCUUCAAUGUGUUACUCGUCUGUCUGAUAUUUUGGCUCAUAUUUGCCAUUAUGGGCGUACAAUUAUUUGCUGGCAAAUAUUUCAAGUGCGUCGAUACAAAUGGCACCACCCUGAGCCACGAGAUCAUCCCAGACCGCAAUGUUUGUAUAGCCGAAAACUACACGUGGGAAAAUUCUCCUAUGAACUUUGACCACGUGGGCAAGGCCUAUCUCUGCUUGUUUCAAGUUGCAACAUUCAAGGGCUGGAUCCAAAUAAUGAACGAUGCAAUUGACUCAAGGGAGUUGAACAAACAACCAAUCAGGGAGACGAAUAUCUACAUGUACUUAUAUUUUGUAUUUUUUAUUAUAUUCGGCUCAUUCUUCACCCUCAACCUAUUUAUAGGAGUAAUCAUCGAUAAUUUCAACGAGCAAAAGAAGAAGGCGGGUGGCUCACUAGAAAUGUUCAUGACAGAAGAUCAGAAGAAAUAUUACAAUGCGAUGAAAAAGAUGGGCUCCAAAAAACCGUUGAAAGCAAUUCCACGGCCAAGGUGGCGGACGCAAGCGAUCGUGUUCGAGGUGGUAACAGACAAAAAGUUCGACAUGAUAAUCAUGUUGUUCAUAGGUCUAAACAUGUUGACAAUGACCAUGGACCAUUACCAGCAAACCGAGUUCUUCACCAACGUUCUCGACUACUUAAACGCCAUUUUCAUAGUAAUUUUCAGUAGCGAGUGUCUGUUGAAAAUCUUCGCGUUGCGCUAUCACUACUUCAAGGAACCGUGGAACUUGUUCGACUUUGUCGUUGUCAUACUCUCCAUUCUAGGUUUGGUGCUGAGCGACCUGAUCGAAAAGUACUUUGUGUCGCCGACUCUGCUGCGAGUGGUGCGAGUGGCCAAGGUGGGCCGGGUGCUUCGACUCGUCAAGGGUGCCAAGGGCAUUCGCACCUUGCUCUUCGCACUAGCCAUGUCUCUGCCUGCCUUGUUCAACAUCUGCCUCCUGCUCUUCCUUGUCAUGUUCAUCUUCGCCAUCUUUGGCAUGUCGUUCUUCAUGCACGUCAAGGAGAAGGGGGGACUCGAUGACGUCUAUAACUUCAAAACGUUCGGACAGUCCAUGAUAUUGCUCUUUCAGAUGUCGACAUCAGCCGGCUGGGACGGCGUGUUGGACGGCAUCAUAAACGAGGACGACUGUGACCUCCCCAACCCCGAGAUGGGCUCUCCCGGCAACUGCGGCUCCUCCACAGUCGGAAUCACCUUCCUCCUCUCCUACCUGGUUAUCAGCUUCCUCAUCGUCAUCAACAUGUACAUCGCCGUCAUCCUCGAGAACUACUCGCAGGCCACCGAAGACGUACAGGAAGGCCUCACGGAUGACGACUACGACAUGUACUACGAGAUCUGGCAACAGUUCGAUCCUGAUGGCACCCAGUACAUAAGGUACGACCAGCUAUCGGAGUUCCUGGACGUGCUAGAGCCGCCACUACAGAUCCACAAACCAAACAAGUACAAGAUCGUCUCGAUGGACAUCCCCAUCUGCAAGGGCGACCUGAUGUUCUGCGUGGACAUCCUGGAUGCGCUGACCAAGGACUUCUUCGCGCGCAAAGGCAAUCCGAUCGAGGAGACGGCCGAACUGGGAGAGGUGCAACCGGGCAGACCCGACGAGGUCGGAUACGAGCCUGUGUCGUCGACACUCUGGAGACAGCGUGAGGAGUAUUGUGCGCGACUCAUACAGAACGCUUGGCGCAAGCACAAACUGCAUCGGCAGGAGGGCGGGGAAGAUGACGACGAUGAUGAUGAUGAAGAUGAACUGGAAGAUGACGAGGAGGGUGGUGGAGGAGUGGUAGGGGGGGUGCAGUCGCCCGGGGGGGAAGAGGACGGGGGUCGCCAGACGGCAGUGCUGGCUGAUACCAAGAACGGCCACAAGGUUGUAAUUCACUCACGAUCGCCUUCGACCACAUCCAGGCUGGCCGAUGUUUGAGCAAGGUCACGUCCCCCACUCGAGAAUUCACCUAGCACCUGAGACGUUGUUGUAUAAUUUGAUGAUUGAAUUAAAUUAUCAAAACGUUGCAGGAAGUUGAAAUAAAACAAACCGAGAGAGUGGGCGUGACGUGAUGUGCUUAGUUAUAUUGCAAAAUUAUUGCUUGCAAAACAAAAACGAACUCAAACGAACAUUAUUCAAAUAAUGUAAUAAAUUUAUUCACACUAACAAAAUGGACGAGAGAGAGACAGAAACAUUGUAUUUCGCUUCAAAUGAUUAUAAAAUGAUACACUUCUACUUUAAACUAUUAUGCAACGUUGCCAGCAAACUUGAAUAAUUACAAAAUCUUCGGUGAUACGUCAUACAUGAUACGUGCUACGAGAUAAAUUAUACGUGAUAUGUGACAGAAGUGAUUCUUGAUGUGGAAAAUUGAAGGCGUUCAAUUCAGCAGAUGAUUGAUUACAAAAUGUUGUUGAUCCGCUUUGUAAAACAAAUAUGACAAGAAUAAUUAUUGGUUUCCAGCAACUGAUAAGAAAAGAGUGUUCUCGAAAAAUGUAGCCUGUGGUAGAUCACUAAAUGACAUUUGAUCCAACAAACUUGACGGUUCUCUUCAAAUAUUUGUUUCUUAUCAAGUGAUUUUGAAAUUUGUGUACAGCUACAAUAUGUUUUUUAAUUACUAAUGAUUCCCCACGGAGAGCGCUGAUGAAUCCAAUAAAUAUUGUCCAUAUUUUCAGAAUUGAAAUACAUAUUUUAGAAAUUUAUAUAUUCCAGAAGUACUCAGGUUAUUUUGAGUGAUCUCAUGAGGUUCUACUUGGAAAUAUUAUUAAAAAAGAGAUUGCAUCGAUGUCUGAAAGUUGUAAUCGAAUUCUCAAGAUAAAAAUACGUUCAGUCACUUGCUAGUGACUGUACAAUCACUUGCACCUGGUUGCACGGAAGUCUGAUAACCGGUUAAAUGCCACGAGAACCGAUCAGAGAAAGCUCCCCGUAAAGAAGUAUUCUCUGAGUAGUUGGCUUGACAUUCAAUCACAAUUGUAAUUCAAAACACUUUUGUGCAAUCGAGCCUCAAUGUCUCGUAGAUCCAGAUCCCCAAUCUAUCAAAACACACUUGAUUUGGAUAUUUUGUUAUUAUUAGAUGUGUUUUGAAUUUCAUUUUUGCAGUUUCGGAAUAUUUUUUGAGCAUGUAGUGACUAGACUUUUUCUUAUCAUUAACUUAUGAUUCACAAGUUUUUAUGAUGGAAACUUCCUAUCUAACACUCUUGAUCUCACCUCUACAAUUACAAUCUCACAUUUUACUUCAACAAUUUUUCAGCAUAUCUGAGUCGAAUAUCUCAAUAAGCACGAGAAUUUCGAACAUUCAACUAGUUGAGUAACUAGUUAAACUACUUGAGCUAGAAUUAACCGGUCUUAUUUUGAACUAGUUGAAUUCAUCAGCCAUUUAACUUGUUGUGACAUAAUGCUACGAGUAUUUGAAGGGUUCUGACUGCUUCUCUGGAACAUUAUAUCAGUGGAUUAAGAGAAAAUUAUCAUUUCUCUUACUUCUUUUUGCUUGUAAAUUACGGAGGUAUGAUAAUAAUGAGGCCACCUUUUCGGGAACACUCUGAACGUAUAUUCUACUCUCAAGAUUGUAUUUGCAAAAUACUUACUAUAAGUGAAUGAUUAGUUCUCUGCAACUUGGAAACAAUUAUGGUUGAAUGAAAAUUGGUACAAUAGGCUACUCGCUUUGCAAAAUGCCAUAUUGACUGGUUUUCAACUAGUGGAAAUUAAUUAUUUAUCGCUUGUGAAUUAUUGAUGAAAUGAAGAAGAUUGUUUUUCCUUGAACUGUAAUGUGAUAGUAGUCGUUAACAAAGAAAUAUGUUUUCUUAUAUGAAUGAAUGCUGUUACAGCUUAAGUCCUAUUAAAAUAAGUUGACUGUAUCUUAGGAAUCUUAACAUUUCCUCGGAAACCAGCACAAUUUUUCAAAAAAUCUGAAACCCCGGGGUAUGUAAUUUUACUCAUUUGUAUGUAAUUAACUUCAUAAGAAAUGGGUUUGACAGUUUCAUGAGUUUGCACAUUUUCUAUAAGAAUUGGAAAACUCAAAGAUGAAAUUAUAAUCAUUUAUAAGUGGUUCAACUUCAUAUCUUAUGAGAUUGAAAGUCCCAAACUAACCUGUUAACUGUAAACUGUCAACUUUCAACUAUUAACCUUUUAACUGCUAACCUGUUAAUUGUUUAACCACACGUGUCAACUGAUUUCUACCAAAAUAUAGUUGGGUUAACCGAAUGUUAUCCAUUUGGAAACGGACAAAACCACAACUGAAAUAUUGUAUAGGCUUUAUCCAUAGAUAUUUUAUAUAGAAUGUUGAUUAUGAUCUAUGUUUAAAGGGGACAGACUUGCGACUUCAUAGUUGGAGAGGAGGAAAAUUGAUGCAUAUCUAAAAUGAAGAUUUAUAUGCAAUCAAUAAUUAUUCAUUAAGGGCCGGUUUCCGAGCUCGGGAUUUUGCUAAGUUCUAGACUUUAAUCGGCUUUAAAUUCUGGAGUCAGAAAAUUGGCUUUCAGAGUCAGAGCGUUAACCU